ACUCUAUCUAAAUUCAAAGUAUAUCAGACAUAAGCACAACAUGAAACGCUUACGUCAGCAACUUAAUGUCGGUACCUCGUACGAUCGUUUAGAUUUUAAACCGUUUGGAUUUUGCUGCGAUAUCAAGAAGUAUGGUCCAAAAUCUCUACCGUUAAAACACGCGUCUGCGCCACCUUUUCCACUCAGUGGUCCAACGGGAGAAGGACCUGAUGUCAAGAUUCGCAUUCAAGAAGAAGACGACGUCCUACCCUCGACCAAAAGAGGUACCCAAAGGAGAAGAAGUGUGCUUAGACUCGGUAUGCGAAGUGGAAUACGAGUUGGCCAAAGAGGUGGAUUACGAGGUAAUCAAUCUCGUGGAGUAAUAGGACCUAUGCGAUUCGGUCAUCGCAGAGGUAAAAUCGUUAAACCCACGGGCGAGCAAAUGAAAUGCAAACGAUGCAGAGGUCCUCUUCGGUACUAUUUGGAAGAGGAGAUAGAAGUCGCUCUCGACAUCAUAAAGAAAGAUAAACAGCAAAAAUAUAAUGCUGAGAUGGAGAAGAAUAUUAAAAUUGCUAAAAAAAGGGCAAGAAGACGACAUCAAAAAUUAAAGAAGAUGAAAAGUAUCGUUAAAGUAGACACAACCGAUGAGGAAAAAGAAAUGGCGGAAAAAGAUCUACAUGGAGAUGAUUCGAAACCUCAUUAACAUAAAGAGAACCGACAAUGAGUACAAAAAAGAAGAAGUUUAUACAUAACAGAAAUGUCUCACAUUUAAAGGGAUGUGUCAUUUUCUACGUAGAAUGAUAAACGUUCUUAGAUUUAUACUAGAAAAUAUAUUUUAUUGUUAUAAUAGAAAUGUUUACACAAUAAUCUCAUGUUUAUUAGACUGUGAAUGUAUGUAUAAUGUAUAUAUAAAUUGAAAUCACAAAUAUGGUUAUAAUCAUACGAAAUAAAAGAUAAAUGAAACUAGUAUUUAUAGUAGUGUUUCUUUACAACUUUUAACAUCUUAUUACGCAUAAUUAAUUAUUUAAUUGAACAGAUAUGUUACCAAUUUUAAUUUCGAUUUUAUUGAGUACAUUUAAAUUUUUUCUUUUUACCGAUAAGUCUCUUUUUAGUACUUCAUCUGUUCUAACUACGCAUGUAUUUGUUUAUUAUUAACGUCAUUCACAAAUAUUACGUACUAUUUUUAUGGGAUCAUAAUUUAUA
Messenger RNA from Ceratina calcarata, 1182 nucleotides. RefSeq lists its product as uncharacterized. Bases 41 to 682 code for a protein of 213 amino acids. NCBI's taxonomy places the organism in Eukaryota, Metazoa, Arthropoda, Insecta, Hymenoptera, Apidae. The record is from RefSeq and is a predicted model, not a curated record. The transcript has 2 exons.